Aspergillus udagawae is the source of this 1488-nucleotide messenger RNA. Its product is annotated as putative integral membrane protein (Pth11). Gene Ontology annotation, molecular function: protein binding. Bases 1 to 1488 code for a protein of 495 amino acids. The record is from RefSeq and is a predicted model, not a curated record. NCBI's taxonomy places the organism in Eukaryota, Fungi, Ascomycota, Eurotiomycetes, Eurotiales, Aspergillaceae. The transcript is spliced from 6 exons.
AUGGAUCCAAGCAAGACGCCCGCCUUCCCUCCCCCACCGGGCGUGACGCCCAACUUCGAGAACCCCCAGCGGUCCGACUAUGACAUCUACUCGGUCAACAUUGCGAUGUGUCUGACAGCCACAUUUGUGCUGGCGCUGCGGAUGUACACGCGGGCCGUGAUCCUGCGGACAGUGGCUAUCGAUGACUGGUUCUGUAUUGCCGCACAGGUCUGCGCAUGGAUCUUUGCCAUCCUCGGCUUUGCCAACAUCCAAAACGGCUACGGCGUGCACAUCUGGGACUUGUACCUCGUCAAACUCAAGCCGUUCAAACAGAACGACCUCGCCGCAGAAGACAUCUUCGCCCUCGGCAUCUGGUUCGUCAAAACUUCCAUCCUCCUCUUCUACCUCCGCCUGAACCCAGAGCGCCGCUUCCGCCAAUGGACCUACGCCAUCAUCGCCUUUGUCUUCGUCUACUCGCUCAUCAGCAUCCUCGUCUUCACCUGCGGCUGCAUCCCGGUCACAGCCAUGUGGGACAUGACGCAAAUGGCAACAGCCAAGUGCGUCGACCAGCUGGCGUUCGUGUACGCCAACGCGGCGUUCAAUCUGCUGUCUGAUCUGAUGACGCUCAUCCUGCCGAUCAGGCUGUGCUGGGCGCUGCAGACGACGCUGAAGCAAAAGGUUUUGUUGUGCAUGGUGCUGGCGAUGGGUUCCUUCGCGUGUGUGAUUGCCAUUGUGCGGAUUGUGACUAUGAUGCCGUUUGUGCAUUCGAUGGAUUUCACGUGGUACAAGGUCACGCUGGCCAAGUGGGCAAUGGUCGAGAUCAACGUGGGCAUCAUCUGCGCCUGUCUGCCUGUUCUGCGGCCGCUGCUGCUGCGGAUCUUCCCUCGGUUGGCUGGAUCCAAGAAUUCUAGCGGGGAUAAGCACACCGACGAGAGCUAUACCAUGCGAGACACCGGGUCCAAGCAGAAGAAGAAGGGCAUCCGGAACUGGGAUUACCUGACGACUGUCGGGACGCAAAAUCCUCGAGAGGACGACGUGGAGAGUGUCAAUGUGCGGCCGAAUGGGAAGAGCGACAGCCAGGAGGGGAUUAUCAUGUCGACUGAGACGAAGAUUACUAUAAACAAUCUUGCAGUGGUGCUGAGCAAAAGGGGAAAACACGAGGAAGCUGAAGGCUUCUGUCGGCAGGAUCUGGAUCAGAUGAGGAAGAGGCUUAGAGAACAGAAUCCAUACAUGCUCAAGUGUAUGUUGACAUGGAAGGACAAGGAAGCCGAGGGCCUGUGUCGGCGAACAGUGAAGUUGCGGGAAAAGGUGCUGGGCAAAGAGCAUCCACACACACUCAUGAGCCUGUCUAACCUUGCAGCCGUACUCGAGUUACAAGGGAAGCGAGAAAACGCAGUGGCUCUUAUGGAAAAGUGCUACCAGUUACAAUUUCAGGAGUUGGGGCCAGACCAUCAUAUGACACGGUCUUCUCGCAGACCGCUGAAUGUUUGGAAACUUGAGGGUCAAUAA